GCACUUCUGCACUCGGAAUCAUGGCGGAGCACAUGCAGCUUGCAACUGAAGAAGGCCAGGAGAUGCUGUUGGAGGAAAUCCCAGAAAGUCCCAGCGCCAAACCAAGGCACUGGUACCUUGCUGGUGCCGGCCUUGCCCUGCUUGUGGUGCUUGGAGUGGCUGCCAAGGUUGUGUACCGCUCACCUGAGACCUUGCUGCAGUCCAAGAACUUCGACAUCAACACUGUCCAGGAAUGGGAGCAGAUCCCUGGAAUCGACCAGGUGGUGGAGCACGCCAAGACCUUGGAAUUGAAGCAGCCGUUGCGAAAUCUCAACGACCUCUUCUACGAAUCUCAGCCGGAGGAGCUUCCUUGGAUCCGCACCGAGUGCGUCAUUGAUGUGGUUCAGGGAGCUGCUUACUUGGGCCAGGCUGUGGUCUUCCUUUACAAGGCCAUCAAAUAUGAUGGAAUUCGAUGCCCAGACAAUUCUCCAGCAGGUUGUGCUGCGAGUAUUGCGGGUUUCAUCACCUCAGUGACUUGGAUUGCCUCCUACCUGUCCUUCGCAGCAAAUGCAUGCGGUGCAGCGGUGAACUCUGGCGCCCUUUGUGCUGGCGACUGGACUGCUUUGAUGGCCAACUUCGGUGAAAUGGCCACUGUAGGAGCGGCUGUGAAGGAGGACUGCGACUUCAAUAAGGACUGGCUUGCUCUCCUCAAGAUCACUGGCACUGAUGAUGCAGGACCAGGAUGGAAGACUUUCGUCCCCGCUGGUGCUAUGCCCACAGUUGAGACUGUCCAGAAGGCGGACCGAAACCGUGCCUUUGACCUCACCCAGUGCGUCGUCGCAGAUGUGACCAACGCGGCCGCUUACAUCGUGCGAGCCAUUCUCCAGAUCCGCUCGGCCGCAUCGGCCUGCCCAGAGCCAAAGUCGCUGGCUGUGUCUGACUGCUGGGACAAGGGAAGUCAGAAGGCCUUGUGCGCGGCCGACAUCUCUGACAUGGUUGCAGCAGUGACGAACGGUCCUGCGGCAGGCAUCGCAACCACCUCCGAUUGUGCAGACAUGCCAGACCCGCUUGAAGAGGAGAAGCACUUGCCAAUGGAGAUGCUGUUGGAGGAAAUCCCAGAAAGUCCCAGCGCCAAACCAAGGCACUGGUACCUUGCUGGUGCCGGCCUUGCCCUGCUUGUGGUGCUUGGAGUGGCUGCCAAGGUUGUGUACCGCUCACCUGAGACCUUGCUGCAGUCCAAGAACUUCGACAUCAACACUGUCCAGGAAUGGGAGCAGAUCCCUGGAAUCGACCAGGUGGUGGAGCACGCCAAGACCUUGGAAUUGAAGCAGCCGUUGCGAAAUCUCAACGACCUCUUCUACGAAUCUCAGCCGGAGGAGCUUCCUUGGAUCCGCACCGAGUGCGUCAUUGAUGUGGUUCAGGGAGCUGCUUACUUGGGCCAGGCUGUGGUCUUCCUUUACAAGGCCAUCAAAUAUGAUGGAAUUCGAUGCCCAGACAAUUCUCCAGCGGGUUGUGCUGCCAGUAUUGCGGGUUUCAUCACCUCAGUGACUUGGAUUGCCUCCUACCUGUCCUUCGCAGCAAAUGCAUGCGGUGCAGCGGUGAACUCUGGUGCCCUUUGUGCUGGCGACUGGACUGCUUUGAUGGCCAACUUCGGUGAAAUGGCCACUGUAGGAGCGGCUGUGAAGGAGGACUGCGACUUCAAUAAGGACUGGCUUGCUCUCCUCAAGAUCACUGGCACUGAUGAUGCAGGACCAGGAUGGAAGACUUUCGUCCCCGCUGGUGCUAUGCCCACAGUUGAGACUGUCCAGAAGGUCGAUGCGCUUCGAACUGCGGACCGAAACCGUGCCUUUGACCUCACCCAGUGCGUCGUCGCAGAUGUGACCAACGCGGCCGCUUACAUCGUGCGAGCCAUUCUCCAGAUCCGCUCGGCCGCAUCGGCCUGCCCAGAGCCAAAGGCCUGUGCCAUUAACAUCAUGAAUAUCAUCUCCUCGUUUGCAUGGAUCUCCCAGUUCACGUCGCUGGCUGUGUCUGACUGCUGGGACAAGGGAAGUCAGAAGGCCUUGUGCGCGGCCGACAUCUCUGACAUGGUUGCAGCAGUGACGAACGGUCCUGCGGCAGGCAUCGCAACCACCUCCGAUUGUGCAGACAUGCCAGACCCGCUUGAAGAGGAGAAGCACUUGCCAAUGGACUAAGUCCUGGCCUGUCUUCUUGAUGCCAAUUCCAUGGUUGGCCACGGAACUUGACAUGAGGUAGGAUCUCGACUUUGUAGCGGCCUUUUCUGUUUUCUUCCAAAUCACUAGAGGCGUACUUAGCCAGGGAUGUUCCCUCUUGAAUUGUACCAGUUGGAGACUGGACCUGCUGAUUGGCCGGGACAGAUUGAGCGAAAGCUGUUAUCAUCUGUUUUGACCUUGAUGCAACUUCUUUUCAACCCAACACUAUGUUGCCACCUGUUGCCACCUGUUGCCACCUGUUGCCACCUGUUGCCACCUGUUGCCACCUGUUGCCACCUGU
Messenger RNA from Cladocopium goreaui, 2490 nucleotides. NCBI's taxonomy places the organism in Eukaryota, Dinophyceae, Suessiales, Symbiodiniaceae. The record is from the annotation of a GenBank genome assembly.